AUGAUCCCCUCCACUUUCCUCGCGCUCAUCAGCCUCGUCUCCGUCUCCCAAGCCGCCGCAACCAACAAAAUCCUCUCAUCCGACGAUGUCAUCGUCCUCAAAACCGAUGGCACUUCACAGAUCAUGAAGGCCGCUGACCUGGAGCGCCUCGAAACCGCCCCAGCUAUUGAGACUCGCAACAUUGCCAAGAAGGGCCUUCAGCGCCGCGACUGCGAGAAGAGCACUGAGAUCCAGGUCCUGUCCGAGAAGGAGUUUCUUAACUGGGAUGUGGCCAUGUCGCCUGUCAUCAGCAGCCUCGGCGGUGCAAAGGCCACUGUCAGUGUCACGUCUGGUUUCACCGUCGCAAACUCGCUCAAGGUCGGCGUUGGCUUCAGCAUCCCAUUGAUCAAGGACAUCCUCACUUCAUCGUUGAGUAUUGAUUACACGCAGACUUGGACGUCGAGCCAGCAGCAGUCGCUCUCAUUUGUGGUGCCCGACGAGCAUCACGGUAUUAUUGUCAGCCAGCCGUAUGUGCGACGCGUUCAGGGCCGUGUCAUUGAUGGCUGCACUGAUGAGCCUGACAAGUCUGAGUUCAUUUCUGAUUCUUACGAGAGCCAGUCGUACGGUGACCUCCAGUGGGUGAAGGGUAUCAUUCGUCUUUGCACUAGCAAGACUUAUCCUAUUCCUUACUGCAAUGGUGAGGGCAGCCACAAAUAA
This is a messenger RNA of Fusarium sp. VM40, 696 nucleotides long. The record is from the annotation of a GenBank genome assembly. NCBI's taxonomy places the organism in Eukaryota, Fungi, Ascomycota, Sordariomycetes, Hypocreales, Nectriaceae.